UACAUGUUUUGCCGCGACACGGCCCAUAUUUUAAAGAACUUUCGUUCAGGCUUAUGUAUAUCCCAACAUUAUACAUUGUCAAACGUUCAUUUAUCAAUUAGCGCGUGUAUCAUACACUGGUCUGGAUUACCGUUGUGUAAUGGCGUUAAAAUAUUAUUCUCGGUUUGUACCACUUGCUCUGGUCGUUUCGGUGUUUUUGAUGGUAUUGCUGUCAUACUCAAAGCCGUUUUUCAUCACAACAGGGCCCACACCGUUUUUCGUCCCAACAGGGGUCACAACAGUAGCCAGUCCAAUACAAAUGAACUACACCAAUAGUCCAAAUGGCAUCCUUACAAGAAGUAGCAACUUCUCAACUUUGAUAAUACGACUCAAAGGGAGGCUCGGAAACAUGAUGUUCCAGUAUGCCUCUAUUCUGGGAAUUGCUGCCACGUGCAAGUUUUCAAACGUCGUAGUAGAACGCGGAGAACACUUGAGAGAAAUAUUUUCAUUUUCAAAUACUAAGGUUUCGUUUUCAGCGUCUACUAUGUCAUCAACGUCAAUACGUGAGAAAAAGUCUGGCACCUUUGAUAACCGACUCGUUACGCUUAAUAAUUCUGUUAGUUUUCGCGUCGAUGGAUAUUUACAAUCGUGGCGAUAUUUCGAAGCCAUACGGGAUACUGUUCGUAAGGAGUUUACAUUUUCAACUGAGAUAUCGAACAAAGCCUGGUUCAGACUUCAUGAUGUCCUUAAAACCUUUAAUGUUACCAAUGCAACAUUCGUUGGUGUACAUAUCAGACGGGGCGACUUUACGUACAACAAGAAAUAUGGCUUUUUGACGGCGCCACUUGAAUAUAUAAUCAAAUCAAUGAACAUCUUUUUGAACUUAUACUCGAAUCGUACGGUCUUCGUUAUCUGUUCUGACGGAAUAAAAUGGGCCAAAGACGCCCUGUCAAACGUAACAUCAAGCUAUAACAUGUAUUUCAUGGAGGGUAACUCUGCGGAAGUUGACAUGGCAAUUCUAAGCAAAUGCAACCACACCAUCAUUACGACCGGGACAUUUAGUUGGUGGGCGGCGUGGCUGGCGGGAAGGUACGACGACUGUCUACAAGAAGCAGGCGUGGGAAAACACGUUCUUAUGGACUCAAUUUAAUUACACAGACUACUUUUAUCCGUGCUGGUUACAAAUAUAUUGACUGGUUUGCGCAAUGCCUGCAAACAUAUUACAUUUGUAAUAAUUUGUGGGUUGCUGUAAGAAAAGUUUUUAAAAAUAUUUAGCGUAAAGUACACGGAACUAUUUUCAUUUAGUUUAUGUGUUGGUCGAUUUUUUCCGCUGCUAUCAAAUAUACUUUUCUGGAGUAUUUUUUUCUUGUUUUUCCUAUUGUGCAUGUGCAGCCAAAACAGGCUAAUCAGGGACGACACUUUACGCACAUGCAUUAAACCCUCUUUUCACAGAGCACGGCUAAUAUAUAUCCAGAAGAACAGAGGUUUCUCUGCUUGAACCGUGUAGACUAUUUAAGAAACAAUGAAAAUUAGAUUGAUUUGGAAUGAGAACAUGUCCAUGUUGCAUACGUUUAUACUUGUUAUACUUUCUAACCAGAUCGCCGAAUGAGUGCGACAGUUUGCGAUGUUUACAGACGUAGGAGUAAUUUAUUCGUGAAACCUUUAUAUUGUGUAAAUUACUUAAGU
This is a messenger RNA of Dreissena polymorpha, 1665 nucleotides long. Its product is annotated as galactoside alpha-(1,2)-fucosyltransferase 1-like. NCBI's taxonomy places the organism in Eukaryota, Metazoa, Mollusca, Bivalvia, Myida, Dreissenidae. Gene Ontology annotation, cellular component: membrane. The record is from RefSeq and is a predicted model, not a curated record. Gene Ontology annotation, biological process: carbohydrate metabolic process. Gene Ontology annotation, molecular function: galactoside 2-alpha-L-fucosyltransferase activity. Bases 140 to 1129 code for a protein of 329 amino acids. The transcript is spliced from 2 exons.